Molecule: messenger RNA, 915 nt
Organism: Cercopithifilaria johnstoni
Lineage: Eukaryota; Metazoa; Nematoda; Chromadorea; Rhabditida; Onchocercidae
Source: the annotation of a GenBank genome assembly
AUGCAAUACAAACGGGACGGUUCUCAUUUCGAUAGUGUCACCAAUCAGGAUAUGCUCUUGGAUUUUACCGGACGAUUCAGGGAUAUGCUACCAUCCGGAACGCAGGAUCGGGUCGCAAUGUUCAUUUUAUUCAUAUUGCUACCGCUUGGAUUUCUAUUUGAAAUAUUCGCGAUAUUACCGAUUGAGCAUGAAGUGAUGUCGAAGGGAUGGAAUAUAAGAGUUGGUAUAUUGAUGUUUUUGGGAUUAAAUGCCUUUGCCAAUGUGUAUAACAUUAUAUCAGUCGGACCAAAUGGUAAUUGUUCCGAUUUGCCAGCGGUGCAGAAACGAGGAUAUCGAUUUUGUUAUAUUUGUCAGCUAAAUGAGCCUCCACGAUCGAAUCAUUGCCCAGUUUGUGACAAAUGUGCAUUUCGGCGUGAUCAUCAUUGUUCGUUUGUCGCCGUAUGUAUUGGACACUUCAAUCAGCGAUACUACAUUAGUGCUAUUUGCAGUUUGUGGAUUAUAUCCUCUGUUAUGUUGACAUGGAAUUGGUCAUUUAUGUGGACAUCACUUGGUGGUUUUUCACCGUUACAACUGUGGGAAUUGAUAGUACCUCACUUGGCAUUAAUCUUUCGUAUCAUCAGUUUUUCCCAAUUUUUAUGCGUGAUGAUCUUCGUCCUUUCGUUUGGUGUUUUCAUCUUUCUAUGUUAUUUGAUUACAGCUCAGCUUUUUUGCCUUUACCGAGGGCAGACACGGAUGGAAUAUCUUAUGGAUGUUCACGCAUAUAAUCUGGGAUUUAUGGAAAACGUACGUCAGGCUAUGGGUAGGCAUUGGUUGAUAGCAUUGUUAGUGCCGUUCGUUUCUUCACCGCUUGGUUCCGAUGGUCUUUCAUAUCCAACACGUGAAUCCAAACCACUGAAUGAUAUGAAGACUAUGUGA